AUGAAAGCAGCCUGCCAGCUCUCUGAGAACAAAGACCUCGCCAGCAGUCCAGGGACGCAGUUCACCUUCAAGCCGCUGCCGCCUCCGCCGCCGCCCCCCCACGCCUGCACGUGUGCCCGCCCGGCGCCCCCGCAGUCCACGGAGGGGUCGCAGAGGAACACCCUCCCUGCGCGGUGCCAGCCGCUUGACCUGGCCGGCAAGACAGCUGAGGAGCUGGGCCAGCCGCAGAACAGCUGGGCUCUCAAUAGCAACAUCCCGCUAGAGACCAGGUGUGAGAUUGUUCUGGAAGCUCUCCUGGUCCUUCUUCAGUCUGCUGCUGCCGCUAACGCUGCUGAUGCUUCGUCCUGCAUAAGUAUAAAAAAAUUUCAAUUGAAAUUGUCUGAUUUUUAUGCCACGGUAGAACUGGUGAAGAUCCUGUUCUUUUCACACAUCACACUUAUUCAACUUUUUCCUCCCUGUUUCAGGCACUUUCUCUUCAAGCAUGGCUCUGGUUCGUCCACUCUCUUCCGUGCGGCCAGUCAGAACUACCCUCUGACCUCCAACACGGUGUACUCCCCGCCCCCACGGCCCCUACCCAGAAACACCCUCUCCAGGCCCCUGUUCUCCUUCAGCAAGCCGUACAAGUGCUGCAACUGGAAGUGUACGGCCCUCAGCGCCUCGGCCAUCACCGUCACCCUGGCCCUGCUGCUCACCUACGUCGUGGUAGUGCACCUGUUUGGUCUGACGUGGCACCUGCAGGCGAUGGACGCCCCCCUCUAUGAGAACGGCCUGAGUAAAGCAGACGGGGUCGAGGACAGACUGAGCAUCAGCUUCCCCCCCUUCCCUCCAGCCGGAGUCAACGCCACAGGCAGAGAUAAAGAGGUGUACCAGAGGGGCCGUGCCAUAGACCGAGGCGAGGUAGACAUCGGCAUGCAGCUGAUGCAGACCAUCCCUCCCGGUCUGUUCUGGAGGUUCCACAUUAAAGUCCACCACCCCGAGUACGUCCGCUUCAACGUGUCCCUCGCAAGCGACGCUCUCCUGGGCAUCUACGGAAGGAGGAACAUCCCUCCCACACACACACAGUUUGACUUUGUGAAACUACUGGAUGGCAGACAGCUCAUCCACAAAGAGCCCAGGACAUCAGAGGACCCGAAGCCUCCACUUCAGCACCUGUUCCUGGCCGCGCUGCAGGCGACAGGCUAUGUGGAGUACCUGGACGCUGGGACAUGGUACCUGGCCUUCUACAACGACGGGCGCAAGAUGGAGCAGGUGCUCGUCUUCACCACCUCCAUAGAAACGAUGGAUGGCUGUGACACUAACUGCAAUGGGAAUGGGGAGUGUGUGGCUGGCCACUGUCACUGCUUCACUGGGUUCCUGGGACCGGACUGCUCUAAAGACUCCUGCCCGGUGCUGUGCAGUGGGAAUGGGGACUAUGAGAAGGGCCACUGUGAGUGCCACUCUGGCUGGAAGGGCGCGGAGUGCGACGUGCAGGAGGAUCAGUGCAUCGACCCCACCUGCUCCAACCACGGCGAGUGCGUCAGCGGCAAAUGUUUGUGUGCGCCAGCCUUCAAGGGCAACAACUGUGAGCAAGUGGACUGUGAGGAUCCCCAGUGCUCCGGGCAUGGUGUGUGUGUGGGAGGAGAGUGCUUGUGCACCUCUGGAUGGGGAGGAGUGAACUGUGACACCCCCCUCCCCUCUUGUCAGGAGCAGUGCUCGGGCCACGGCGGCUACCAGCCCGACGCGGGAGUGUGUGUGUGUGAGAAGGGCUGGACAGGAACGGACUGUGCUACAGAGGAGUGUCCCACGCCCUGCAGCUCCCACAGUGUGUGCUCUGGUGGGCGGUGCCAGUGUGAGGAGGGGUGGGAGGGGCCUGCUUGUGAUAGACAGGCAUGUCAUCCAGUGUGCGAGGAACAUGGAGAGUGUAAGGGAGGCAGGUGUCUGUGCCACGCAGGCUGGGAGGGAGAACACUGCACCAUCGCACUUUACCUGGAUGUUGUUGUUAAAGAUGGGUGUCCAGGACUGUGCAAUGGAAAUGGCCGAUGCACAUUGGAGCAGAGCGGCUGGCAUUGUGUCUGUCAGCCUGGUUGGAGCGGCACGGGCUGCAACAUCGUCAUGGAAACGGAGUGCAGUGACAACAUGGACAACGACGGAGAUGGCCUCGUGGACUGCGUGGACCCAGACUGCUGCCAGCAGCAGGGCUGCGAGAGCGGGCCCCUCUGCCAGGGCGCCCCGGACCCCCUUGACCUGGUCCAGCACAGCCCCACGCCGUUCGUGCCCCGCGCCGCCCGGCAGUUCUUCGAGCACGUGCGCUUCCUGGUGGGCAGGGGCAGCACGCACAUCCUGCCCGGAGAGGUUCCGUACGACACCAGUCGUGUGUGCGUGAUCCGUGGGCAGGUGGCUGCGGCUGAUGGAACGGCUCUGGUGGGUGUGAACAUCACCUUCCAGAGGAGCCCGGAGUACGGCUACACCCUCAGCCGUCAGGACGGGAGUUUCGAUCUCCUGUCAGUGGGCGGGAUCUCCGUCACCCUUGUGUUCCAGCGGUCUCCGUUCCUGUCCCAGAGACGUACCGUGUGGCUGCCGUGGAACCAGUUUGUGGUUCUGGAGCGCGUGGUGAUGGACCGGGCCGAGCCCAAGGUGGCGGCGACGACGUGUGAGAGGAAGAGCCUGGCCAGCCCCUAUCCCAUCAUCCUCUCUUCCCCGCUCACGUGCUUCACUGGCACGUGUGAGGAGCGAGGACCCGCCGUCCCCGAGCUACAGGCGGUGCAGGAGGAGGUGUACAUCCCCGGGAGCUUUGUGAAGCUGAGCUAUCUGAGCACACGGGCGCCGGGCUACCGCUCCCUGCUGCGGGUGCUCCUCACCCCCGGCAGCCUCCCCCACGGCCUGGCCAAGGUGCACGUGGCCACCGCCGUCCAGGGACGCCUGCUCCAGAAGUGGUUCCCAGCCGCCCCCAACCUGGUCUACGUGCUCUCCUGGAACAAGACCAACGUCUACGGACAGCAAGUCACUGGCCUGGUGCAGGCACAGGUGUCCGUGGGAUAUGAAUAUGAAGAGUGUCCGGAUCUCAUUGUGUGGGAGAGGAGGUCAGCGCAGCUCCAAGGAUUUGAGAUGAUCGCCUCCAACCUGGGCGGCUGGUCUCUGGAUAAACACCACAUCCUUAACCUGGAGAGCGGCAUCCUGCACAAGGGGAACGGGGAGAACGUUUUCAUCUCCGAGCAGCCUCCGGUCAUCUCCACGGCGAUGGGGAUGGGCACGGUGCGGGCGAUCCCGUGCCCCAGCUGUAACGGCCCCGCCACCGGCCGCAACCUCUUUGCCCCAGUGGCGCUGGCCUGCGGCUCAGACGGCAGCGUCUACGUGGGAGACUUCAACUUCAUCAGAAGGAUCCUACCCAACGGCUUCACCAUCAGCAUCCUGGAGCUCCGGAAUCGAGACAUAAGGCACAGCACCAGCCCAGCUCACAAGUACUACCUAGCGAUGGACCCGCUGAACGAGGUGCUGUACGUGUCCGACACCAGCAGCCGCCGGGUCUACCGGCUGCGCACCCUCACCGAGCCCCGGGACCUGGCCCGCAACAUGGAGGUGGUGGCGGGCACCGGCGAGCAGUGCACCCCCUUCCACCAGAACGUCUGCGGAGAUGGAGGGAAAGCCGCAGACGCCUCCCUCAGCAACCCCAGAGGCAUUGCGGUGGACAAGCACGGCCUCAUCUAUUUUGUUGACGGGACGACCAUUCGAAAGAUCAACGAGAAAGGCGUGAUAACGACAGUGAUCGGCUCCAAUGGCCUGACGUCAACACAGCCGCUCAGCUGCGACUCGCAUAUGGACAUCAGUCAGGUGCGACUGGAGUGGCCCACGGACCUGUCUGUUAGCCCACUGGACAACUCCCUCUUUGUCCUGGACAACAACAUCGUCCUGCAGGUGACCGAGGCCAACCAGGCUCGAGUGGUUGCCGGACGACCCAUCCACUGCCAGGUUCCGGGCGUCGACCACCUGCUGGUGAGCAAGGCGGCGGUUCACUCGGCUCUGGAGGGGGCCAAGGCAAUCGCCGUGUCGCACCAGGGGACCCUGUUUAUCGCCGAAACGGAUGAGAGAAAGACCAGCCGCGUGCAGCAGGUCACCACCAACGGCGAGAUUUCCAUCAUCGCCGGGGCGACCAGCGAGUGUGACUGCAAGAUUGACCCCAGCUGUGAUUGUUUCUCCGGUGAUGGCGGCUAUGCCCGCGACGCCAAGUUGAAGUCACCUUCCUCUCUGGCCGUGUCCCCUAACGGCACCCUUUACAUCGCCGACCUGGGCAACGUGCGCAUCCGCACGGUCAGCAGCAACAGCCCGCGUCUGAACCGGAACCGCCAGUACGAGAUCAGCUCGGUGGUGGACCAGGAGCUGUACCUGUUCGACGCCAACGGGACGCACCUGCACACCCGCAGCCUGGUCACCGGCGACUACAUCUACAACUUCACCUACAGCCCCGAGGGCCACCUGACCGCGGUGACCGCCAGCAACGGGGGCUCGGUGCACGUGCGGCGCGACGCCAACGGCGUGCCCCUGUGGCUGCUGGUGCCCGGCGGGCAGGUGUACUGGCUCACGCUGAGCAGCACGGGCACGCUCAAGCGCGUCUCGGCUCUGGCCCACGAUUUGGCCCAGAUCAGUUACUACGGCAACACAGGCCUCCUUGCCACCGUAAGCAACGAGAACGCCUGGACAACAGUCUAUGAGUAUAACAGUGACGGCCACCUCAUCAAUGUCACCUUGCCAACGGGUGAGGUCAGUAGUUUCCAUGGUAACAUGGAGAAGUCGGUCAAGGUGGAGGCUGACACAUCGAGCAGCGAAAACUUCAUCACCGCAACCAACUACUCUGCAGCCAAUACCAUAUACAUGCUUCGCCAAGCUCACACUCAGAAUGUUUACCGAAUCAGUUCCGACGGUUCUCUCUGGGUGACGUUCUCCAGCGGGAUGGAGGUGACUCUGACCACGGAGCCCCACGUGGCGUCCGACGUUGCCUCGGGGGCACUGCCGGGCACCGUGCACCCCACAGUGGGCCGCUGCAACAUCACCCUGCCCGGGGAGCACAGCCACAGCCUGAUCGAGUGGCGCCAGAGGCGAGAGCAGGCCAAGGGAAACUACACGGCCUACGAACGCCGCCUACGGGCUCACAAUAGAAACGUGUUGUCCAUCGAUUUCAACCAAGCCACGCGCGUUGGGAAGAUUUACGACGACCACCGCAAAUUCACCCUCAGGAUUCAGUACGACCCGCUGGGGCGGCCGGUGCUCUGGUCCCCGAGCAAGUACAACCAGGUGAACGUGUCCUACACUCCGGCGGGGCUGGUGAGCAGCAUCCAGCGGGGCAACUGGACCGAGAAGCGGGACUAUGACAGUGGCAAACUCAUCUCCAGAACAUGGACCAAUGGCAAAAGCUGGGGCUACACAUACCUGGAGAAGUCAGUGAUGUUGCUGUUGCAUAGCCAGCGGCGGUACACGUUUGAGUACGAUCAGACGGACUACCUGCUCUCGGUGACCAUGCCAAGCAUGGUGCGCCACAACCUGCAGUCCACCCUGUCUGUGGGCUACUACAGGAACACCUACACCCCCCCAGACACUCCCACCGCCGCCCUCAUCCAGGACUACUCCCACGACGGCCGGCUCCUGCAGACACUCCACCUGGGCACAGGUAGACGCACCGUCUACAGGUACAACCGCAUGGCCCACUUGGCUGAGGUGCUGUACGACUCCACCCUGGUCACCUUCACCUAUGACGAGGCUGCAGGCGCCAUAAAGACCAUCCACCUGAUGCAGGACGGCUUCAUCUGCUCCAUCCGUUAUAAACAGACAGGUCCACUGGUCGGAAGGCAGAUUUUCCGAUUCAGUGAGGAGGGGCUGGUGAACGCUCGCUUUGACUACAGCUACAACAACUUCCGCGUCACCAGCAUGCAGGCCAUGAUCAACGAGACUCCGCUCCCCAUUGAUCUCUACCGCUACGUGGACGUGUCAGGACGCAUCGAGCAGUUUGGCAAAUUCAGCGUCAUCAACUACGACCUCAACCAGGUCAUCACCACACACGCCAUGAAGCACACCAAGAUCUCAAAUGCCAACGGGCAGGUGAUCGAGGUGCAGUAUGAGAUUCUGAAGGCCAUCGCCUACUGGAUGACUAUCCAGUACGACAGCAUGGGCCGCGUCACAGUCUGUGACAUCCGCAUCGGAGUGGACAACAACAUCACACGCUUCUCUUUUGAGUAUGAUGCUGACGGACAGCUUCAGGCGGUGUCUGUGAAUGAGCGGCCACAGUGGCGCUACAGCUACGACCUCAACGGCAACAUCAACCUCCUGAGUCACGGCAACAGCGCCCGCCUAACGCCCCUGCGCUACGACCUGCGCGACCGCAUCACACGCCUGGGCGAGAUCCAGUACCGCGUGGACGAAGACGGCUUCCUGCGCCAGCGCGGCAGCGUGCUCUUCCAGUACAACUCCAACGGGCUGCUGACGCGCGCGCUGGACCGCGACUCGCAGCGCAGCGUGUGGUUCCGCUACGACGGGCUCGGCAGGCGGGUGGCGCAGCGCACCAGCGACGGGCAGCAGCUGCAGUUCUUCUACGCCGACCUGACGGAGCCCACGCGCGUCACCCACCUCUACAACCUCUCCAGCUCGCAGAUCACCUCGCUCUACUACGACCUGCAGGGACACCUGAUCGCCAUGGAGAUGAGCAGCGGGGAGGAGUUCUACGUGGCCUGCGAUAACGCCGGGACGCCGCUGGCGGUCUUCAGCAGCCGCGGGCGCGUGGUGAAGGAGGUGCACUACACACCGUACGGGGACAUCUACCACGACUCCAACCCCACCUUCUCUCUGGUGUUGGGCUUCCAGGGCGGCCUGUACGACUCGCUGUCGCGCCUGGUGCACCUGGGCCACCGGGACUAUGACGUGGUGGCCGGACGCUGGACCACACCUAACCACCAGCUGUGGAAGGAGCUGAGCAUUGAGCCCAAACCCUUUAACCUCUAUGCCUUCAACAACAACUACCCCCUGGGAAAGCUCCAGGACAUCACCAGGUUCACCACAGAUUUGAGCAGCUGGCUGCAGCUCUUUGGCUUCCAGCUGCACAACGUGGUUCCUGGUUUCCCCAAGAAGGAGGUGGACAGCAUGGAGCAGACCUACGAGAUGAGGAGGACCCAGAGCAGGACGCGGGAGUGGGACCCCAGCAAGGUGGUUUUGGGUAUCCAGUGUGAGCUGCAGAAGCACCUACGGAACUUCAUCUCUCUGGACCGCCUUCCCAUGAGUCCGGCCAAUGGCAGGCUGAAAGGCCGGCAGGGCCGCCGCACCCGCUUCUCCGCCCUCUCCUCCAUCUUUGGCAAGGGUGUGAAGUUCGCCAUCCGGGACGGAAUGGUCUCCACGGAGAUCAUCGGCGUGGCCAGCGAGGACAGCCGGCGCGUGGCGGCUGUGCUGAACGGCGCCGUGUACCUGAGCGACGUGCAUUUCACCGUGGACGGCCGCGACACGCACUACUUCACCAAAGCCGGCCCCUUGGAGGCGGACCUGGGCGUGGUCGGGGGAGCCGGCGGGCCGGGUCUGGCGCUGGGUCAGGGCGGCGCGCGGGUGCUGGAGAACGGCGUCAACGUGUCCGUGUCCCAGAUGAGCGCUGUGCUGGCGGGCCGGACGCGGCGCUUCGCGGACAUCCAGCUGCAGCAGGCCGUGCUCAGCUUCAACGUGCGCUACGGGGCCACGCCGGACGAGGAGCGCGCACGCAUUCUGGAGAUCGUCCGGCAGCGGGCGGUGCAGGGGGCGUGGCUGAAGGAGCAGAGGCGUGUCCAGGAAGGGGACGGCGGCUCCAGGGCGUGGACGGACGGCGAGCGGCGGGAGCUGCUGUCGGAGGGCAGGGUGAGCGGCUACGAGGGGCUCUACGCCCUGCCCGUCGAGCAGCACCCUGAGCUGGCGGACAGUCCACACAACAUCCACUUCCUGCGGCUCACCGAAACGGGCCGCAGGUAACAGCGGCACCAAAGACGCAAGCACUUACAGUACAUACGCAGACACACGAAACUACAUUUUGACACAUGACAAUGUUUCUCUAAUGCUUUUCUAAAACAAAGACUGAAACAUAACUGCCUUUAAAUGUGACACAUGAUGGUAUUUUUUUUUUUCCGCAACUGUACCAUUCUUAUUUUUUAUUGUUUUUGGUUUGCCCCAAAAAUGAAUGGUUACUUUAAGGUGUGUAUUGUUUUGUAAGUGGCUUUUCUUCUUUGAGAACAACCCUAUUCUUCUCUGAAGACUGUGAUUCCCUUUUGAAAUGUAUUCUUUUUAAGUGGCUUUUCUUCUUCUCUGAAGACUGUGAUUCCCUUGCUGAAAUGUAUUUGUUUUUACACCAGUAUGGAAGAUUCUGAUUUUCACCUGAAUGGCUUUGAUAGGUUUUGCUGUGGUGUAUAGCCUGGGCCACAUAUUACUCUCAUAUCCCAUCAGAUUGGACUGAUUCCUCUGUGCAAUCAGUGGUACCAAAUUAGAAAUAGUGUGUAUGGGAAUGUGUGUGUGUGUGUAUGUAUAUAUGUGUGUGUGUGUGUUUGUGUGUGUGUGUGUGUGUGUGUGUGU
This is a messenger RNA of Clupea harengus (Atlantic herring), 8541 nucleotides long. RefSeq names its product teneurin transmembrane protein 1 (gene tenm1). The transcript is spliced from 32 exons. Gene Ontology annotation, molecular function: protein heterodimerization activity; protein homodimerization activity; cell adhesion molecule binding. Gene Ontology annotation, cellular component: neuron projection; membrane. NCBI's taxonomy places the organism in Eukaryota, Metazoa, Chordata, Actinopteri, Clupeiformes, Clupeidae. Gene Ontology annotation, biological process: neuron development; signal transduction; heterophilic cell-cell adhesion. Bases 1 to 7947 code for a protein of 2648 amino acids. The record is from RefSeq and is a predicted model, not a curated record.